Messenger RNA from Carcharodon carcharias (great white shark), 2293 nucleotides. RefSeq lists its product as uncharacterized. The coding region runs from base 908 to 1978 and encodes 356 amino acids. Gene Ontology annotation, cellular component: extracellular region. Gene Ontology annotation, molecular function: cysteine-type endopeptidase inhibitor activity. Gene Ontology annotation, biological process: negative regulation of endopeptidase activity. The record is from RefSeq and is a predicted model, not a curated record. The transcript has 10 exons. Lineage: Eukaryota; Metazoa; Chordata; Chondrichthyes; Lamniformes; Lamnidae.
AAGGAGCAGGUGACAUCAGCGGCGUGUCACAGUUCACUGUGCACAGAAGCAUCAGAGAGGUGACAGGGGGCAAUGUACGCAAGUAGAGGUAACUUCAACUUCUUCUCCCCGAGGAGGGAAGAUUAAAGUGAAAGGGCAAGUGGAUUCACCAGGAUAGUGGGCUUCCUGAAGGUGCAGGGCACUAUCAACUACAUGUACAUAACUGGGCAGGUCUCCCAGGUCAAUACGGAGUGAUACUGCAACCUCAAGGACUAUCAUUCCGUCAGUUUGUAGUUGGUGUGCAGCUGCACCAAGAAAGUCACCUCUGUGAACGUCCACUAUCCUGGCAGCAACUAUAAUGCUUUCAUCCAACAUCAGUCAGAUAUAACCAACAUCUUUGGGUCUCCAAAAUAGACAACAGGAUGGCUGCUCUGCAACAAGGACUACCCCUUCCACGCAUGGUUUAUGUCCCACCUUCUGCCCCCGCUUCCUGCCAUAUCACCGCAUGAGUCAGAGAGCCUUCAAUUAAAUUCAUCGAGUCACCCACAACAAGAGAAGCAUACUAUCAAUCUCCUAAAGUUUUCUCUGAUUAGAUCGCUGGGGAGAAUCUCUGCAGCACAUGCACAAAGAAGGCCUCCAUGUUUAUGGUGGUGUGCUGCAUCCUCCACAACCUAGCCAUUCUGACAGCCCAGCAAUUUUCUCCUGGGAUCCAAAGGGAGAAGGAGCAGGAGGAAGAAGAGGUGGAAAUGGAAGAAGAAAGGACACCAUCUCCACCAUGUGCAACUAGAUGGAGUGAGAGGGAGCAAAGAUAACUUCUCCAGGGGUGAAGGCAUACACUGUGAUAUUUGACAUCAAAGAAACCUUCUGCCAAGAACAAGUGGAGCUGCGAGCUUGUCCAUUCAAAUCUGACAGUGAUGCUUCUGUGGGUAUGUGUGAAGCAGAAGUCGUCUUUGAAUUUGGGUUCCAAAUUAAAGUGCCCGAGACACCUUUAUGUAACCUAAUAAAGCCUGUGAAAAGAGUUGUGGAGACUGUUGCUGUUACUUGUGAAGGUUGCCCGGUAUCUGUAACCCUUGACAACCCUUUGGUGAAAGCAUCUGUGGAAUUAGCAGUGAAAGCCUUCAAUGACGAAAAUAAAAAGAAGAGGACGUUCACUCUUAACAAGAUUAUUUACGCGAUAAAGGAGGUGGUAAUAGGAGAGAGAUACUGGGUGCAUUUUCAAAUUCAGGAGACAGAAUGUCAAGAGGACAGAAAUGAGUUUUCAUCUGAUUGCCCAAUUAAAGCCAAGGAUGAAGCAGUGCUGGGACACUGCUCUGCAGAAGUUCUAUUUCCAAUUGGCAAAACUAAAGGUCAUCUGAUAGGAUUACCCAAAUGUCAGCUCUUCCAGCUGAUUGUGGAUGAAGAUGUUGAUGGGUUGUCAUGCGUUGGUUGCCGAUUGCCCUUGAAGACUAAUGACCCCAGAGUACACAGGACUGUAGAGCAUGCCAUUUCUAAAUUCAAUGACAACAGCGGGCAGCUUUACAAAUUUGCUUUGGCUCGAGUUCUUUCAGCAGAACAUGAGACUUCUGCAGGAGAGAUAAUUACUUUGAAUUUUACACUUAUUGAAACCACCUGUCUGAACAAUAAUGACACAGCACAAGACAUGUGUGGACCAAAGAUUCCUGCAACAGCAGGCUCUGCUAUCUGUUUAACUAAGCAAAACUAUGACAUCUUUGGAGAACUAUUAUACCACAGAUUAAGGUGCAAUGUGACGCAAGACUGGACAGUGCAUGCAAUUGAUGUCACGGAAGUGUUCAGAAAUGGAACAGAUUCCUUGGAAUUUCAGCCUGAGAAGCCAGUAACAUCUGAACCCACAAUGAAAUCCCCUGUUAAUCCCACAACUGAGCACCCAACUGAACCACUUGCUGAGUCUCAAAACUCAGCAGAAUUGCUGAGCUUGGUGAAAGAGGCUAAGCCCAUUGUACCAAUUGAAAUCACCGAAUCUGAUCUGUUAGAUGAGUAAGAAAGGAAAAGGUGUAGAAAAGAGCUUUCUGAUUCACGCUUAUUUUUAACCAAAUCUUUUGGUCUGAUUGUGAUUUUUGGUCUGAUGGCAACAUAUACCAAUAAAACAAUGAGACUCUGUGAUCGGAAUGGCAAAGCACAUACUUACAAAUUUCUAACUUUCUGACAAUGUACAAAUGGAAUAAAAUAAAAACUGCUAGAAAUACACAGCAAGUCAAUAGCAUUUGAAAAGAGGAAAGAUAAGUUAACAUUUUCUAUGUAAACCCUUUAAAAAUCUAAAACAUCUCAGUGAAACCAAUAAAUAAUUAGAAAACAA